Messenger RNA from Pseudogymnoascus destructans, 2985 nucleotides. RefSeq lists its product as uncharacterized. The transcript is spliced from 3 exons. Bases 772 to 2985 code for a protein of 737 amino acids. The record is from RefSeq and is a predicted model, not a curated record. Lineage: Eukaryota; Fungi; Ascomycota; Leotiomycetes; Thelebolales; Thelebolaceae.
AACCAACCAACCAACCAACCAACCUAACCGCGCGCUUUUACCUUGCAUCACUACGAUCCCGCGAUGAUCCAAGUUAUGAUCCAACAAUAGAAUCCUCGACAACUAAGCUACGGCUUCAGCUUCAACUCACAGCCACACAAACGAUUCGGGGAAGGGAAUAGUAAGCGACCACCACGAACAACCACCAGCAACAAUCAGAAAACGACAGAAAAGGACCAGAAAAGGACCAGAAAAGGACCAGAAAAGGACCAGAAAAAGACCAAACACCAUCACGAUACCUGCAAAUCACUGCAACCCCCCCAAACCACCCCCGUCCUUCCCUACUUCCAUCAUUGGCGCAAGGCGUUUUCCCAAGGAUCGAUCGACACGAGCUUCCCUUUCAUCAGCUCAAAACAAAAUACCCUCACAUCUUGUUUUAAAACCCGAAUUGUCCAAUACAUCACCCCCCGCUGCUCACCCGCUUCUCACCCCGCCAAAUCUUUGAGUGCGUCUCGUGGCCAUGAAGCGCUGAAACACGUCUGGAACACCACCAACCGCCACUACGUCGCAACUCGACUUACCUUCCCCCAUCAAAAGCUAUAUUAUAUCAUACGCGGCCUCGCUGAUGGCCAUGGAAUCAUAAAAAAAAGGUGUUUAGGUUCAAGAUAUCUCGAAAUAUACCACUCUGUCGAUUUCUACCACGAGACAGACGGGUCGCAUUGAUCACCUCUCACAUUUCUCUUCGCAUCACCUCAAGUCUUACUCAACCCCGAGAAUCUUAUUAUCAAAAAUAUGGCUCCCAGAUACCAGCACUCCCACUCCAUCGACGCCAUCAUCGAGUCCCCCGACGAGGACCUUGCUGGGUCUAGGGGUGCGACGCCGCGGAGCACACAUGCGAUAAGUGAUAAGAAGCGCUCCCCCACAACCACAAAAUCAGCAGCAGCACCACAUUCGAAGGAGAAAUCGAGGAAAUCGCAUCAUCGCUCAUCAUUCAGCAGCAGCAGCAAGCAUGUUUCGAAAAGUAGCAAACCAAAGGCCAAUUUGGCGAAGCGGUACGCGGCGGCGCAUGGUGAGAAGUCGUCGCAGAGUUUAGUACGGCAACAUCCGCGUCAUGCUAGGCGGGAUGCGGAUAGUGACUCUUCUUCGGAGGAAGAGGAGGAGGAGGAGCCAAAGGAUUAUAGGUCGGUGCUGGCUGCUGCGAGGGGACGAUUGACCUCUCCUUCACUGCUGUCGACGAUGACGUCCCUCACUACGGCGACGAAUAAUUCCGGCGGGUCGAGUGGGAGUAACUCUACGAUUACGCAGGCGUCGAUGUUGCGCACUGAGACUGUGCAGGAGGUUACUAUCUCAGGGACUACGGAGGAGGAGGAAGAGGGUCCAUUAUCGCCUGCUGCACCUGACCCACCAAACGUCUUCGCAUACCUCGACGAGGACUCCUCCAGCUCCGACGAGGACGAAGAAGACUCAGACUCAGACUCAGAUUCAGACGCAGACGAGAAUGAGAACGAAGACGCCAUCCAAUACGCCCCGAACGCCCCCUCCCCCUCUCCCCAUCCCACCGGCUCGGAAACCCCAGAUUACGACGCCGACUCGCACUCCGACCCCGACGACUCCGACCACGCCGACGACUCCCACCCUCCCCCCCAACCCACCUGGCUCCACCCCCUCUCCCCCACCUCCUCCGCCGAUAAUGCCAACCCUAUGGCCCCAACCUUCUCCUCGCACCAUCCGCGCACCCCCUCUCUUGGCUCCGCAUCCUCCUUUAUGGCGUCUGAUGCCUCAUCCUUGGUGGAUAUGGAUACUGAUCGGAGUACGAGCCCUGAACACAGUGUUAAGGGGUCGCCGUCGCCGACGCCGCGGUUGCUCUUAUCCCGCCCCCCGCCGGGGACAGGACAGCCGCUUGCUUCGCCGACGGAGGCGAAAUUAGCGGCGCAGAUGAGGGCUGCGCAGAUGAGGCAGGAUUUCCACUCCGGGCCGGGGGGUAACCAUCAACACCCUCGGCAUCAGCAUCGGCACACGCCUACGCCCCUAUCGCUGCAUCCGCACCCUCACCAAGAUACACAAGCGCUCUCCCCGCGCUUACCCCCACCAAGCGGAUACGACGCGCUAGCUACGCACUUGACGACCUCUCCGCCGGUGUAUAGACGGUUCGCGACGCUGAAUCAUAGAUUGCUGUUACACAUGCAGGAUGAGCUCUGCGAGUUGGAAUCCCAUCUCUCCGCCCUCGACGCCGCGGACGCUGCGUCGCGCACUUUAUCACUCCCUCCCACGCCCUCUUCCGCGAUCGCCAGAUCCCCCUGUGGUCGGCGGUCCCACAAGAACGAUGACAGCAGGGAAAGGGGGAUGAAGACACACAUCCCCCCCUCCUCCCGCCGCUCUGCAGCCCAGCACCCCUCGCAAUUAGACCACCACCGCGCGGAUCUGCUGGCGAGGGUGGGGUAUAAGAUGGCGCAGUACAACGCGUCUCUCACCUCCUUCGCGAAGACCUCGCGCCUCCCUGCUGCUGAUAGUGCGGAUGUAGAGGCAUACCGCGCGUUUUUGGCUAGUGCACAGCCAGUUGUGUAUGAAGAGGCUAGAUUCCUAGAGAGGGGAGGGGAUUUGAUAUCUCUUGCCCCUACACCCGCGCCGUCGUCUACAGCAGCCACCGAGACGGUGCAGCGCACCCUCAUCCCCCCGCCUAUAUACCACCACCAACAGCAGCAUCCACACACCCAACGCGCCCUCCUCCUCGCGGCACUCGCAUCAAUCCUGCUCCCCGUGCUUAUGUUCACGGUUGUCCCAAACUUCGUAGGCCGUAUUGCUGUGGCGGUUUUGGUGGCGGGUAUGUUGUGGGGGAUGGUUAGUGCGCAGGGGGGUGGGGUGAGGGGGGUUGUUGGUGGAGGGGGGGUUGGGGAUUGGUUUGGGGGUGGGGGGCGGGGAUAUUGGUUGCUGCUAUUGUUGUUUAGUUUGUUGGGGGAUGGGAAAAGGCGGAAGAGAGAGGAGGGGGAGGAAGGGAGUUUUGGAUGA